Molecule: messenger RNA, 9046 nt
Organism: Engraulis encrasicolus (European anchovy)
Lineage: Eukaryota; Metazoa; Chordata; Actinopteri; Clupeiformes; Engraulidae
Gene: cnot6l
Product: CCR4-NOT transcription complex, subunit 6-like
Exons: 12
Coding region: 529-2184 (551 amino acids)
Biological process (GO): nuclear-transcribed mRNA poly(A) tail shortening
Cellular component (GO): CCR4-NOT complex; nucleus; cytoplasm
Molecular function (GO): protein binding; poly(A)-specific ribonuclease activity
Source: RefSeq, a predicted model, not a curated record
AGACCUCACCUCUCCAACUUUAACAGCUUAAAGGUGUAUGCACUUGAAAUACGUACUACUUGAUAAUUCUGCCGAGACACUUAUGCAGUUGAAAGUGAUGCAAAUAACUAUUGUUUAUGUGUUGUCACUGACAAUUUUCCAUGUCAUGAAAUGCUUGAGCUCCCUCUAAAAUUGUCCUACAAUAGAAUUUUCCAUUUCACGAAAUGUGUGGUGUUUCUAUUUGUCAGGUAAUGUGAGACAUGUUUCUUUCUUUUUCAAUGACACAACGAUGGAAAUCAAGGAAAAUGUGAAUGUUUGCUUAUUUUGAAUCGUGGGGAUAUUUCGGGAAAUAUUUCCCCUUCUAACUUUUCUUCUUCCCCGAGUAGUGGAGGUGUUGGAAGUCUCGAGCGGAAGCCAUGAUUGUUGUCCUUCCCUCUCCCUCUCAGGAACGUCUACAGGCUGAACGGAACAACACACUUCUGCCUGCAUGUCUUUGACAAUAUUUCUCACGAUUCUCCUCUCCAACCCUCCGAAUGCAGAUUAACCGGAAUGCCAAAGGAAAAAUAUGAUCCCCCGGAUCCAAGGCGAUUGUACACCAUCAUGUCCGCGGAAGAGGCGGCAAAUGGGAAGAAGUCGCACUGGGCCGAAUUGGAAAUAUCUGGAAGGGUGCGCAACCUGAGCAGCUCGCUCUGGAACCUCACCCACCUGACGGCACUGCACAUCAACAACAACAACCUGAGUCGCAUCCCGCCCGACAUCGCCAAGCUCCCCAACCUGGUCUACCUGAACCUGUCGUCCAACAAGCUCCGCAGCCUGCCCGCAGAACUCGGCAACAUGGUCUCUCUCAGGGAAUUGCUUUUGAACAACAAUUGUUUACGAGUUUUGCCUUAUGAACUUGGGCGGUUGUUUCGCUUACAAACCCUGGGUCUAAAAGGUAACCCAUUAUCUCAAGACAUCCUUAACCUGUAUCAGGAGCCCGAUGGAACCAGAAAGCUUUUGAACUACAUGCUUGACAAUCUCGCAGUUCAUCCGGAGCAGCUUCCUCAAAGACCAUGGAUCACUUUGAAAGAGAGAGAUCAAGUUGCUUCCUCAGCUGUGUUCACAGUCAUGAGCUACAACGUGCUGUGCGACAAGUACGCCACGCGGCAGCUGUACGGCUACUGCCCCUCCUGGGCCCUCAACUGGGAGUACAGGAAGAAAGGCAUCAUGGAGGAGAUCACCCACUGUGAUGCGGACAUCAUCAGUCUACAGGAAGUAGAGACAGAGCAGUACUACGCCCUCUUCCUGGAGACGCUAAAAGAUCGUGGGUAUGACGGCUACUUCUGUCCAAAGUCUCGUGCCAAACUGGUGUCUGAACAGGAGCGCAAGCACGUGGAUGGCUGUGCAGUCUUCUUCAAAACUGAGAAGUUUUCCCUGGUGCAAAAACACACAGUGGAGUUCAAUCAGGUGGCUAUGGCCAACUCGGAGGGCUCCGAGGUCAUGCUAAACCGCGUGAUGACCAAAGACAACAUCGGGGUCGCUGUUUUGUUGGAGGUCAAAAAAGAGCUCUUCUCUGCAGGUAUGAAACCCGCGCAGGAGAAACAGCUCCUCCUGGUGGCCAACGCCCACAUGCACUGGGACCCCGAGUUCUCGGACGUCAAGCUGAUCCAGACCAUGAUGUUCCUGUCGGAGCUGAAGAGCAUCGCCGAGCGCGCCUCCUCCUCCUUGGCCUCGGACUCCCCGACCUCCGACCCGGCCUCCAUCCCCAUCGUCCUCUGUGCCGACCUCAACUCCCUGCCCGACUCUGGGGUGGUGGAGUACCUGAGUAGCGGCGGCGUGGCAGACAACCACAAGGACUUCAAGGAGCUGCGCUACAGCGAGUGUCUGACCAACUUCAGCUGCAACGGCAAGAGCGGCAAGCAGGACGGCAGCAUUACCCACAGCUUCCAGCUGAAGAGCGCCUACGACAGCAACAGCAACCUCAUGCCAUUCACUAAUUACACCUACGACUUCAAGGGUGUGAUCGACUACAUCUUCUUCACCAAGACCCACAUGAGUGUGCUGGGCCUGCUUGGCCCACUGGAGACCCAGUGGAUGGUGGACAACAACAUCACGGGCUGCCCGCACCCCCACAUCCCCUCCGACCACUUCUCCCUCCUGGCCCAGCUGGAGCUGCAGCCCCCCCUGCCCCCCCUCAACGGCCUACACCUGACCGUCCACAGGUAGCAACCGCAGGUCCCCUCCGCACCCCCACUCCGCACCCCCACCCCUAAACCCACCCCACCCCACCCACUUCACUUUACUCAAACACCCCAAGCCCUAGUUCCCUCCCAGUCAACCCUACCUAAUAGUCACCCUUACCCUCACUCCCCGCCCAACCCCCCUACACUCAACCAACCAUCACUACAUUUUGUUGAUGCAAAGCCCCCCACUGAACAGUCAUAACAAUCAUAAAACUCAGUCACGCAUACUACAUACUCUAGGGCGGAGCGAAGUGUUUUUGUCUACUUUGCUACCCCCCUUUUACUUCUUUCAACCUUUGCACAAGAUUGUAACUUUUUUUCCAUUUGGAAAAGAAUAAAAAGUAUAAUCAAAAGCUUGAUACCAAAUUAGGGUUGGGAUCGCUCACAUACCAGACAUGUUAUUUUUAAGCAUAAGAGAAUACGAGCUGACAGUCCUUGAUAUAAUUUAAGAAUACAUGCACAUUUGUACACUGUGUUUAUACAGUUGUAUAAACCCUUGUUAUUUCCUUCUAGACUGAAGGACGUGACCAAGCCACUCACUAAUAGAAGUCACAGAUUGAAUGAUUUAUAAUAAUAGUAAUAAUAAUAUAUUUUCAGAAUUGUGGCAAUCAUUGGCAUUCAGUCAAAGCCUUUAACCGUUUUACGUAUUGUCUCCCCCUUCCCCAUCCCCGCUGUUUUCCUGAUGAAUUUUGCUGUUCACGUCAUUUCUUUUCGUUUCUUUUUUUUUUAUUAAAUUGAAUUGGAAAAUGUUUUUUUAAGCAGAGGCAACUGCCAAGCCUGUGGAAGUAAUGAGUUUCAUGACAUGUUUGUGAUCUCUAACUUGUGGAAUGUCCAAAAAAAAAAGAAUGACCUCAAAAUGUUGGUACUUAACAGUAUGAUCCCCUGCACUUUUUCUUCUGUGGUUGCCAAGAAGAUUAAAACAGGAUCCCAACCCUCAUGAUUAAUCCGCUAAUUUUGUUUGUCGCUUUCUCUGUUGUUGCUGCAUUUUGGAACCUUGUGCUAAGGGUUUUUCUUUUUUUUUCCUGCAAAUGCUUGGCUUGUGUUUUUUUUUAUUUGCUUGGCACAUGUGCUCAUUCAAGUCUUACCAUCACUAAGGAUCUCAAAACAUCCCCCGCACCCCCCAAAUGACAAGUCUUGCUUAAUGGCAAGAACACAGAAAACAGCAUUCAGUUUUACCACAAGUAGUAUCAGCAAACACCACAAGCAAGACAAGGAAAUGGGAAGCUGAAAGUACCCAAUAGGUUACAAAGAUAUAUGGCACACUAACUUUCGUUUCCACUGCUGCCCAAAAUGCUGACAUUUUCCAGAUGGCUAUAAAACUCGUCUGCAAAGUUAUCUGUCCCAUCGAUAGAAAUGUGGACAACUAAGCCCUUCAUGAUUGUACAGUGUUGUUCAUUUACUAUGGGGCACAGAUCGGCAGCCUCUACUGUAAAUGCCUUGGUGAUCUUACCCACAAUAGAACCAAGCAAAUUCAUGCCUCCAUUUUGUCAGACGUGACAUGGCAUUAACAACACCUUUUCAAACACUUUAUCAUGGUAUACAGCAUUUGUGAAAUAUAUACCGUCCGUAAAUAUAAUGUAAAUAUAAUGUGAAGUGUGGUUUAGGAACACCUAUGCUAUUAUGUAGUAUUCGUUUAGGUUAAAAGAUUUCAUUAUUUGUGGCGAAUGAGAUGCUGUAUAUAGUAUUUUUUGUGAUUAAAUAAUCCAACGUCAGCAUUUCUUAUAAUAGACAAGUUAUUUCUCUCACCUAAUGUUUGCGAUUUAGCCUGACCGACAAAUAUCUCCUUCAACUGCCAACUGUAUUCUAUUAACACCUGAAGGGUUUUUUUUUUUUUUUUUUUUAAACAACAUGGACUGGCUUUUUAUGGUGUGUGCCGUUUAAAUAAGCUUUCGCUUUCGUAACCUGCAGUUCAGAGCUGAAGUUUGCAAUUGUGGUUACCCACUUUCUAGGUAUUUGAAACUUGGGUCCUUUGUUUGAGUAAGCACAACACACCUCUCCUGACAUUUAGUCCCCCACUCCCUGUGACUCUCUGGUGCUGUGUUUGUUAAAAACUGUCUAGUCUGUAAAAAUUUCAUUUAACACUGCACACUUGAUACUGUUCUUUUUUUCUCUUUAUUUUUUUGAAGCGAACAACGCGCUUUGCCUAGUAGUGCGUCUUCGAUAAAGAGAAAAAAAGAACAGUAUCCAGUGUGCAGUGUUUAAUGCACUUUUUACAUUGAUCAAGUUUUCCUGCCUUACACCUGCACCUGGACAACUGAAAGGUUGUGCACAAGGACCUCUAUGUACUUUGACAGUCUAGUCUGUAUUAAGGAUGAAUAGAUUUGCACACAUCAUCCCCACCCCCCCAAUCUUCUAGCCCCCCCCGGUUGCAUAACUUAUAACUUGUUGACGUCAAAGAUUAGUUUAGUUGACUUGUUUGACGCUGGAAAAUCCAAACUCAAAGCCCACGGUACUAUAGCAGCCACAUUACUCAAACACUGUGGAUCCUUUGCUCGAUGAGAAGAUCUCUGUUCCGUUUUCCAUUCUCUGCAAAGCAUGUCCAUUCUGUAGCGGAAAGUGUGAAUCCUCAAACACUCUCCUCAAACACGCAGUCUCUCCUCGCGGCUCCCGCCUACGUAUUUAUUGACGUGACUGCAGGAGCCUUAUGUGGUGCCCUUUCUUACCACCCCCCCACCCGCAACUUGAAAGUCUCCAGAGCAGACGCAAAUCUUAAAGGUCACAAGAGUCAGCUCAGGCGCAGAACUAUAUGGCAAGAUAGCAUGCAUGAUUUGCAUUCAUAACGGGCUAACCGCAGGACUCAAACUCGCAGAGGAAAAGUUUAAUUUUGUACUCUGAAUAGCCCCCUCUCCAUUAAGUAGAGUGGGGACGUGGUUCUUCCCUCACCAAACCUUUCACUGCCCUUUCCACUCCCAUCUGCUCCAAGAUCAAUCUAUGUGUAUUAUGUCCGAUUUAUAUUUGCUUGUGGCAUAUAGCGUUGUGCGUGGCCCAGUGAAGGAGUGCCAUUGUGUUUGUGAUUAAAUUAAUUCCUAACUUGCACCUGGACUGCUUGUGAAACCUGAUGUGUGGCAUAGCUCUCAUUAGCAUGCAUGCACGCCAUCAGAACAUAGAGUAUAACCAAGUCAAUCAGAGGCUAACUGGAAUGAGAAAGUAAAUGUCUUGCAUCCCAGUGAUCAUUAGUCAAAAGCCAAGGCCAUCAUAGUCAAAAGUAGUUUGGUUUAGUGAGAGACAAAACAUCUUCAACCCAAAAAAGUAGACGAGAUGCCUACAACUUCAGAAAAGUAAGGCAUCCUCCGUGCUCCGGUGCUUCACUCUCUGGUGGUGUGUCACGGGAAAGAACUAAGCUCAAACAAGGAAGAAGAGUCACCAGAGCAUCUCAGAUGUUGGUGUUGAAACGUUCAGCUCUAAAUCAAAGCACAUGUCUUCAUCAGUCAAAAACGACAGCUUUUUGACUCUGAAAUAGCUUCUUGACUCUGAUGAAGACGUAUUGACGUCAAUAUGUUAAUUUGGGCACUGCUUUACACAAGAUGAGAUGCUCCGGUGACUCUCCUUUCUACUGUUUAGUACUUAAGUCUUUUGACUGAAAGUCUUGCUAUUUGUUCUGAAGACGGCUGCUUGGAUCAAUUGGUUGAAUGAAUUGACUGGAACAAGUACAUUGUGGACUUAUUACUUCCUGAACUCAGCAUGUCCACCUCUGAGUAGGACAGAAGUUGUGCAUCUUAGCCUAACAGCAUGUGAGUGUGAGAUUGUACAUGAAGUAGCUGAAUUAGUCAAUGAGUCAUUAGUCAGUGUGCAUCGUGGGAAGUGUGCUCUGGAAAAUAUAAAGCACCAUAUUCAUAACCUUGAAUCAGAUGUGCCUCAGGUUGGCUUGGCUGCACCUUGUGUACUUAAUGGCAUAAUUAUAUAAUCAACGAUGAAAUUAAACCUUACCCAAACUAUUGAAUCGCCAUCGUGUCCACUAACCUUUUGAAAUCUGACCUAGAGGUGUAACACCUCACAGACAUGAAACAGCAUGUGCACUUUUUGUACCGAUGUGUUCAGUAGCUUUUUGGCAUACAUGGAGACCAUUUAGUCGUUCGUGACAAACGCCCUCACCCCAGCCCACCCCCCAUACCUGUGUACUUGUGGGUCUGGCUGGGUGAAGGGUGUUUUGCCUGCCUGCCUUGUGUCCAGACUUGUGCCCAGUAGUUUGUACUGUCUUCUCAACAGCAGUGCUGCCACUGACUCUCAGAAGCUCAAAGACUAGGCCGCCAAAUCCAGAAGCCAGCCAGCCAGCCAAACUCCAGCAGAGCCGAGAGCCCAGCCUGGGUCAGCCUAGCCCAGCCCAACCCAGUCCGGCCCAGUCCGGGCCAGCCCUACACCCACCCCCACUCCCCCAUGUGCCCUCUUCCUCUCCUCUCCUCUCCUCUCCUCUCCUCUCCUCUCCUCUCCUCUCCUCUCUUCACCUCUCCUCUCCUCUCCUCUCCUCUCCUCUCCUCUCCUCUCUUCACCUCUCCCACCCAGUACCAGCAGCGAGCGGUCUGUCGGUUCGUGGCCUCCUUUACUUGGAGCCAGCCAGCCCGCCAGGCCGACAAGAUGCUCCACUGCCAGCUGCAUCCUCCCAUGGGGUCACAUUGCAAUUCAGAUGUCCAUCUUAAAGUCACCACUAUCCACCAUCACCAUCAUUAUCACCAUCAUGGCCUUCCUUCCUAUCAUGACCUCUGCUGCCAAUAGAUUCCACAGAUCCCCCCACAAAGCAAACGCCAGCUUUUAUGUUCUCUUACCUGAUGGGCUCCCCUUGUACCCUCUCUCUCUCUCUCCUUACUGUACCCCCCUUCUUCCCAUAUGCAAGUUUGUCAUUGCCCCUCUAGCUUCACCAAUGGACAUGAGUCUUCACGCUGACUGGAGAAGUACGUGGAACAUUGUCCUUAAUUUCUCCAGAGAGCGCAAUCUCUUCUUGUUUUUUGUUUCGUUUUAUUGCUUGUCUUUUUAAAAAUCCCCAACGUCAGUGGUGGACAUUUUCCAAGAUCAGCUCAUGGUGGCCGCUUAUCAAAUGGAGACGCAAUAAAGUGUUUCAGGCUUCAUCCCAGCUGUUGGCCUGACGAAGGACACAUAGUUUUGCUCGUAUUGUCUUUUUUCGUUUUGUUUUUCCGAUGUUUUAUUUUUAUGAACUCCAGAGUCGGUGGACUUAAAAGAUCACAGUUUAUUUUUGUACCUUUUCCAUGUGGAUCUGGUUGGGGUUUAAAAAAAAAAAAAGACAGCUACCUAUGGCAUCAACAUCACCACAUGUGCUCCACUCUCCUCACUGUGUACUGGUUAAUCAUGUUGGCAAGCUAGUGCCUCCAACAGGCAAACAUGGGACACUGCAACCGAAGUCAGUUUCAAACUUUUUCUGCCUUUUGUUUUUUCCAACAUUUGACAAAGGACUUUGUGCACACAAACACACACUAAUAAUAAUAAUAACAAGUAAGCAAGCAGAAAUUAUAAAUAUUUGACUGUUGAUCUGAAGCACAGCUUUCAUCACCAAAAGCUUAUGAAGUAGCCUAAUCGGUGUGUGUUUGUCUCUGUUGUCUCCUCAGCUCAGUGCAAUAACUGGUGUAGGAAUCUGUGGAAGUCUUUGUCUUUCCAACAAUGAAAAGGUACACUACAAGGUGCUAUAUGGAAGACAAGAUGCAGUACAGCAAAGUAUCAUAAAAUCGCUCUGAUAUGUUGACAGGAUUUUAGAAGAAAAAAAAAGUUGAAUUAAAAUAAUGGUUUCGCUGGCAAUGAUGUUUCAACCAACAUACAACGUUGUUGUCUCUCCUCCUGAAAAAGGUGGACAACGCUUUAUAGUGUUUUGGUGAAAUGAAUUUGAUCACCAAAUCACCAGUGCAUGGAUCACCAAUCAUUUCAUGUAGCACCUUUUAGCCUACAACGAGAUAACGUGAGUCAGUGUUUUAUACACAGUGAUUUGCUGAUUCCUGUUGCCGUGGCCACACUAGCUCUUGGCCACAGACCCACUGGCCCAGUCCCUGGCACACUAUGGUGCUGAGCUGAAUUAUUGACAAGAGCCAAUGGGCCCGCACACCAGCUACCAGCCACCAGCUUCAGACCUUAAGCUUUUACCUGGGCCCUUUUUUUCUUUUUAAACAAAGUGUGGACUACUGCAUGUCCUGCAAUUUAUUAGUUUUGAUUCAGCUACUUUCAAUUCAACCUAAUUGACAAAAAAAAUAUCAGAAUCCACAGACGAUUUUUUUGUUUGUUUGAUGCCAACGUAGAGUGUUGAGUUGAAAGAAGAAGAACAGAACAUGGUAAUCAAAACUAAUAAAAUGUUGUAAGUGCAGUGCACAGUGUCAGAUUUUGUCGAAGCCAGUGUUAUUGAGGCUUUCGCACCCUGAACACUAACCCUGUCCUUUUCACUGUCAGUGUGAACCCAUAUGUGCAGGAUCCUGAUGAAAGCACUGGGUAACACUUAAGAAUAGGUUUGACAUGUUAGCCAGUGAUGCAUGCCUAAAUAUCUACGUGUGUAAGUCACUUAUAAGACAUGAAUUAAGCAAAAUCAAUAUUUUGUAAGUGUGAGUUAUUCACACAUUUCUUGUUCAUUGUCAAUAAGGACUUUGUUGUUGAUAUAAUCAUAAUGAGGACCUAGGAGGCCUUUGCAUUUGCUUAACACAUGUCUUAUAACUCACUUAUAAAAACAGUAGUAAGGCAUGUUUGAGUGGCUAACAUAUGAACCCUUUUCUUAAGUGUUAGCAGGUGCUGGGGUUUUAUACACUGCUCACGAAUGUUGUUUUGAAUGAUCAAAGCUAUGGAUGACACUGCAAGGACAAUGUGGCUCUCUGUCCCCCUGUCAUAAAGGCAAUAAAAUUGUCUUUGUUUAAGGAAAAAAA